AAUGUACAUGUGGGAAUGCUCUUACUUUCACUAUGCAGUAAUUAUAUUUUAGUUAAAUACAGAUGGCGACUUUUUUUGGCCAGUUCAUGUCCUUGCUUUUUCCAAUCACUGCAAUUUUUAUACUGAGGGCAGUGUAACCUUCUUGUUGUGUGCACUGUCUCUUUAAGGCACCCGGAAGUGGUUCCUUUCCGUGUGUUCACUGGUCGCGGGUUCCAAACGGACAGCUGAGCUCCCUCCCGAGCGAUGAUAUCCCUCCGUGCAAUCUGCGCUUUCCGCAGCAGUACGAGGUGCUGGCGACACCGGACUGUCGUCAAACUGGCUCUGGAGGCCCCGGCCGUCAACGGUUGUCACUGGUACUCUACCAAAAUUCGCAACGGUGACUCGGGUAUGGAUGACAUUCUGACGAGAGUCGUUGUACCUUUACCCUCAUACGAGACGAGAGACAAGUCCCCCCCUCCUCCCGAGUCCAACAGCCUGGAGUUCAUGCAUUUCUACAAAAGUCUCGAAAAGGAAGACAAACGGGAUUUCCUGGCGAAGCUGUCGCAGGACUUCGGCGUGGACCAUAAAGGCGCUUCGGAGCUCGCCCUGAAACUGUUGGACACUCAGCUUCGGGACUUGGCGACUAUUCUACAAGUAGAGGACAGGCUUCGGUACUACCUGACCCCCCGUUACAAACAGUUGCUCAGUCAUAUAAGCAAAGUCGAGGGGGGAGUGAAGUUUCUGGUGGAUCUCCGAGCCGACGUGCUCGAAAUAAUCUCGUCCAAAGCAAGCGAGAGCCCGCAUAUCAGGGACCUGAACGGUACGCUGAAGAGCUUGCUGUCCGAGUGGUUUUCAGUGGGUCUGCUCCGGCUUGAGAGAAUCACUUGGCAGUCACCCUGCGAGAUCCUGCAGAAGAUCAGCCAGUAUGAGGCAGUGCACCCCGUAAGGAACUGGACUGACCUAAAGCGCAGAGUGGGACCGUACCGACGUUGUUAUGCCUUCACCCACGCCGCCAUGCCGGGAGAGCCCCUGGUUGUACUACAUGUGGCCCUCACGGAAGACAUCUCCGAUAACAUACAGAGCAUUGUCCGCGAGUUCGCCACCGUUGACUCAGAGGAGGAUGUGAAUAAGAUAAACUCAGCCAUCUUCUACUCCAUCUCCUCAACCCAGGCCGGUCUGCAAGGGGUGGAGCUGGGCAACUACCUCAUCAAGAGGGUGGUGCGAGAACUGCAGAGUGAGUUCCCUCACAUGGCCCAGUUCUCCAGCCUGUCACCCAUCCCAGGCUUCUCCUCCUGGCUCCAGGGCCUGCUCAGCCAGUACAGGAAGGAGGGCAGAGCCUUCGACCUCCUCUCCGAGCAGGAGUGGAAGGAGGUGGAACAGGCCACCGACUCCAGCCCGGGGGCCGCGACCGUCGACUCCCUCCGCAAGCUCAUCAGCACCGGCGAGUGGAUGCGCUCGGAGAGGCUGACCCGCGUCCUGGAGCCCGCCCUGAUGCGCCUCUGCGCCUGGUACCUCUACGGCGAGAAGAGGCGGGGCUACGCCCUCAACCCGGUGGCAAACUUCCACUUGCAAAACGGCGCCACCAUGUGGCGGCUCAACUGGCACGCGGACACCAGCCCCCGGGGCGUGGCGAACUCCUGCGGGAUCAUGGUGAACUAUCGCUACUUCCUCAACGAGACGUCUAAGAACAGCGCUCUUUACCUGCAGAAUAAGGUCAUCACGGCGACGGAUCAGGUGCUGGCGCUGGUGUCCCAAUUUCAGAAGAACAGCAAACUGUAAAAAGAAGAUAAGAUUACACCAGGAACACUCUUAGUCGUUUGGGCUGCAGGUUACGUUGCACCUGGUGUUGAUAAUUGACUGUUAAUAUUACUGAUAUCGAUUGUUGAUAUUGGGCAUGUUUCGCCCAAUGAAAGAUUUAAAAAAAAAAAAAAAGCAGGAGGCAGGGGUAAGCUGAUUAUUACUUAUUUGCCUCAUUGGAUUUCUGGCCGUAGCUGUUUGAUAUUUUGUGAGCGAUUCCCAGGACAGACUGCAGCUAAUGAAGCACAAGGCAUCUAUCAGUGCCAGUGCACGUUCGUGGAUAACAGCGUGUGCACUGGUAAGAGAGUGCAGCUACAGGAGUGAAUGAUGUUUAGAUUCUUUCAUUUGACUGCUCUGUUUCGCUUCAAACACGUGAAGAAUGGGAGGGAAUUGGAUUUUGGUCUCUUUUUUUUUUUUCUUUCCUCUCUCCACCUGCUGUUACACUGCUUAUUCCCACUAAAGCUCAACACACAAAGGCGUGAAAUCACAGGGUGGAAAUAUUACUUCAUAUUAAAUAACUCUAAACAAAAUUGCUUUUGCUUUUUCUUGUACAUGUAUUGUGGCUGCUUAUAUUUAACAGUUGACUGUGCUCACGCUAACCCACUGGGCUGGACCCUCCUGGUAAUUCCAUUCAGGUGAUUUUAUUUUAUUUUAUUUAUUUAUUUUUUGGAUAAUUUGGACUUUACACACACACACACACACACACAGAGACGACCAAUCUCUCCAGAGAGCCAUCGCUGAUGUUCUAACUGCUCCAUACAGGUGCCAAGCAGGGCUCAUAUCAGCCCACACCCCAUUGUUGUGAAAUAAUAUAUCACAGCAAGUUGACUGUGAAAUUACAUUUUAUCUCUCAGAGGAGCCAAACUUUCUUUUCAUUUUUUUCACACUCUCCGUCUUUAUACCCCCCCGCGCCCACCCCACCAUUUUCUCUCUUCGUGCCGCCGUGUGUCCUAGAAACUAAUGGAGUGAGAAAUAAAGUUAAAGUAAAUGGCUAGAUUGAUAGUCUUCACUUGUGAAGUAGCGGGGAGGAGUGUAAAGGAGUAUAAAAAGGACAGUUGUUUAAAGGAUGCCCUUGAGAGACGAGCGUGGGUCUCCGGAGAUGCUCAAUAAUGAGACACCCGUGCAUUUCUUUUGUUCCGUGGGGUGGCAGGGCUUCCCGACAAUGGAGGCGGACGGACAAUAUGGAACCGGUUGCCAUGCCGACGAUGGCAGUGGCUACGGAGCCGUGAGCUGGUUUAAAAAUUCCCCCAGCUUUUAAUUGGGAACUAUUUCAUAAAUGAAGUGAGAAUAAUGAUGAUGAGUGAUGUUUAUUUUAUUUUACGUUUUUUUUUUUUUUUUUCUUUUAGAUUUUUAAAAGUCAGAUCAGAUUUACGGUCGAAGUUAUAACCACACCAUGACGGGUAGCUAGCUGGAGGC
This is a messenger RNA of Mugil cephalus (flathead mullet), 3192 nucleotides long. It is a transcript of the gene mlycd, whose product is annotated as malonyl-CoA decarboxylase. Gene Ontology annotation, biological process: positive regulation of fatty acid oxidation; fatty acid biosynthetic process; acetyl-CoA biosynthetic process. The coding region runs from base 244 to 1758 and encodes 504 amino acids. The transcript has 5 exons. The record is from RefSeq and is a predicted model, not a curated record. Gene Ontology annotation, molecular function: malonyl-CoA decarboxylase activity. Gene Ontology annotation, cellular component: peroxisomal matrix; mitochondrial matrix. NCBI's taxonomy places the organism in Eukaryota, Metazoa, Chordata, Actinopteri, Mugiliformes, Mugilidae.